This is a messenger RNA of Aspergillus melleus, 1224 nucleotides long. Its product is annotated as DNA repair protein rad52. The coding region runs from base 1 to 1224 and encodes 407 amino acids. Gene Ontology annotation, biological process: double-strand break repair via homologous recombination; double-strand break repair via single-strand annealing; mitotic recombination. The record is from RefSeq and is a predicted model, not a curated record. Gene Ontology annotation, cellular component: nucleus. The transcript has 2 exons. Lineage: Eukaryota; Fungi; Ascomycota; Eurotiomycetes; Eurotiales; Aspergillaceae.
AUGCAGGCGAAAUGGGACGUAGAUGAUCUCCAUCGGCAUCCCGACUAUGCCCCGGCCAAAAAGGCACCCGUGCAACCGCGACCAGCCCCAGAAGAUGACGAUCUUCCCCCUCGUCCUGUGAAUGCUGGGAGGACUAAUAGCCCCAAGGAUUCCGCAGCUUUCGAUGCUGACGGGGAAUUUGGAAGUGAUCUAUUUGAUGAAGCUGAUUUCGGCGAGGCUACGAAUGGGAAUCCGGAUGAAAUAGUGCUAGGCCCAGAAACGAAAUUCCAACAACCUCCCACCCCCCUAAACGGACCAAAUGCCUACCGCGGACCGCAAGGGAACUACGCCCGGCCUCCGGUAAAGCCUAAUUCAGCGGUCGUGACACCUUCCAAACCGGAAAGGCCUCUUCCAGCACCCGGGGCCAGGCAAAUACCUGCACCCUCACUCAAUGCUCGAAACAUUCCCACUGCGGCCCCAAAUCCGCAACAAAACUUUACCAAUGCAAGGCCCAUACCACCAGGCCAACAUAGACCUAACCAAGCCUCCGCCUUAGCCGGCACAGGUGGCCAAGUGCCGAUCAAACGAGAACCGGGGCCACUAUCUAAUGAAACCAAACCACAAGACAUGCUUCCUCCUGGGAGCUCACCCGCUCCAUCUGCUGGUUUCUUUUCCGCUCGGGCAGUCGACAUGCUCCGGGAUAACCCGAACAAUACGGCGAAUGCCGCGCCUGCCUUCGAUCCUCAUGCCGAAAGUCCCUCCAUCCGCAAAACCGCGGGCGUCGACCACACCAAAAGCGUGCCAAUCUCGCGACCUAUGCUGGCAGCGGCCUCGCCAUCUACUAACAACACCCGAGACUUUGUGAAUCCUUCUACGGACGCACAUCGAAGGAUUGGCGCCCCCGGAGCUAGUGGUAUCAGUAGCCCUAUGAGUAGAGGGCCGUCAACUUCGUCUUAUCGCCCACUGACGCGACCCAACAUCGACCCACGCAGCGUCAACAACAAUGCAACAGCAGCAUCAAGCGGGGCCAGCAUGGGGGCCCAGGGCAUGCCCCAUAACAUGAACGGAAAGCGGCCUCCCCUAGGGGACGUGACGAACGCAACACACCCCGGCGGAGGCGGCAGCGGGCCUGUUCCCAAUGGCAUUAAUGACCCUAAGAGGGUAAAAAUGGCCGAUGGUUCUACAAUACAGCAACCGCCACAACAACCGCCACAACAACCACCCCAACCACCCCAUCAGAGAUAA